Messenger RNA from Olea europaea var. sylvestris, 1034 nucleotides. Its product is annotated as probable F-box protein At3g61730. The transcript has 8 exons. NCBI's taxonomy places the organism in Eukaryota, Viridiplantae, Streptophyta, Magnoliopsida, Lamiales, Oleaceae. The record is from RefSeq and is a predicted model, not a curated record. The coding region runs from base 86 to 991 and encodes 301 amino acids. Gene Ontology annotation, molecular function: protein binding. Gene Ontology annotation, biological process: reproductive system development. Gene Ontology annotation, cellular component: nucleus.
CUUCUUCAUAAUUCUUCACAUACUACAAAAGUUGAUAAACUCAAAUUUCAAAUCCAGACGGAGUGAAGAAAUUGUAGAAGAAAUAAUGGGGAAGCAAAUGCGAAGAAGGAGAUCAAUUCGUUCUUGUGUCUCUCCGCAAUUUUCCUACCUCACUCCUCACUCCCUUUUCAGCUGGUACGAAGAGGAUAUAUGGACAGAGAUUGCUAAGUUUUUGGAUGGGAGAUCUCUGGUGAUGCUAGCAUCAACUUGCACAUGGUUCAAUCAUAUCAUAAUGGACGAUAGCGUGUGGAAAUAUAUUUGCUUGCGAGAUCUUGAGGUCCCAGAUCCUGGCACAGUAGCCUUCAAAUGGAUCAAAUUAUAUGCCACAGCUUUCGAUGGAAGCCACUCGUACAUGUUUCGUCAGCAGGAGAAGCAUAUUGAUUGGAUGCGAAUUGGUGCAUUCUUUUUUGACUCAAGGUAUGCACUUCUGACAGAGACUCUGAUUGCUCCAUUGAAAAUUUCAAAAGAACAGAGAACACAGAACAUGUUGGAGUCGAAUGGCUGUUGUGUAUUGAAUAACAUCAAAGUUGGAAUCUGGAUUGCAGACUUGCAGCUUGUUCGAUGCCCCGUCUGUGAUCUCAAAACAUGUGAUGGAACAAUGCAGACCUUGGAUGCAAGGCAUAUUGAAGUCUUCCUGAGUGAGGGAUACAAAGAUGGGAGCUGGGACUACGAGUUGUUAGCCUCUCAUGACAUAAGCAAGCAGACUGAUGGAGCUUCUGCUGGAAUUUUUGACGUGAAGCAUCUCAACGAUCAAUCUACCUCUGAAAUCUUCUGUCUUAAGGCGUGGGUGGGGGAACGGACGGACUGGCAACCAAAAGCUCUGAAAACCCUCCAUGCAGUAGCAGUGAACACCAAUCUACACGAGAAUGAAGGUCUUAACGUUAAAAUCCACGCUAUGAAGACUGGAAAAGAUGAAGUUGUUGCAAUUCGAGUAUCUCAGCAGCUACUGUAGUCUCCCUCUCUCUCUCUCUCUCCCCCACACACGCACAUACAUA